AUGUUUAAAAUGUUCUGCUGCGCUAUACAGGUUGAGGGAACAAGAGGUGUGUUCAAGAGAAUGUAUGUAUACUUGGGGGCAUGUAAAAAAGGUUUCAAGGUUGGUUGUAGGCCUGUGAUAGGACUUGAUGGGUGUUUUCUGAAGACUACACAUGGGGGUCAAUUAUUGGCAGCAGUGGGGAUUGACGGUGAGAAUUGUAUGUUUCCAAUUGCUUCGGCAGUCGUGGAUGCAGAGAAUAGAGCCAACUGGACUUGGUUUAUAGAACUUUUGGUGGUGGAUAUAGAAAUGUAUAAUAGUAGGGCUUGGACUUUCAUAUCUGACAAGCAAAAAGGAUUGGUUGAAGUCUUGAAUCAGUGUUGUGAAGGUACAGAACACAGCUGCUGCCCAAGACAUUUGCACAACAAUUUCACUCUCAAACAUAAAGGGCUAACUCUGAAGAAUUUGUUUUGGGUUGCAACCAAGUCUACAACUGUACCAGAGUGGAAUGCAGUUAUGAAUGAGAUGAAGAUGGUAAAUGAAGAAGCCUUCUGUUGGUUUAAGGAGAAGCCUGCAGCUCAAUGGACGAGAUCCCAUUUCCAGGAGAAUACGAAGUGCGAUAUCUUGUUGAAUAAAUUGUGCGAAGCUUUCAAUGCCUCCAUCGUUAUAGCUAGGGAGAAGCAUAUAAUCACAAUAUUGGAUAAGAUAAGGCAUCAACAAAUGACAUGGAUGGUUGCAAAGAGGGAGGCAGCUCAAAGGUGGGAUCGUGCAUAUGGUCCAAAAAUUGUAGGGAUAAUUGAGAAGGCUAAAUUAGACGCGAGGUUUAUGAGGGCAGAUUAUGCAGGUAAUCAAAAAUUUGAAGUUCUUAACACAGAUGGUUUGAGGUGGAGUGUGGAUUUGGGGACAAAAGAAUGUGUAUGUAGGAAAUGGCAACUGACUGGAAUUCCUUGUGCACAUGCCAUUUCUGGUAUGUUGUUAAGGAGAAUAGAAAUAGAUGAAUUGUAG
Messenger RNA from Olea europaea var. sylvestris, 981 nucleotides. RefSeq lists its product as uncharacterized. Bases 1 to 981 code for a protein of 326 amino acids. The transcript is spliced from 2 exons. Gene Ontology annotation, molecular function: zinc ion binding. NCBI's taxonomy places the organism in Eukaryota, Viridiplantae, Streptophyta, Magnoliopsida, Lamiales, Oleaceae. The record is from RefSeq and is a predicted model, not a curated record.